CUGAUGUUUCUCUGCAAGGCGAAUCCAUUGCUGCUGUGUCAGACAGAACCCAGACCGCAACCCCCCUCCCUAUCCAGCCACUAGCUUGAGCGUCCAUACGAUCGCCAUGGACGUUUCUCCACUUUCUCUGCCCCUCCUCGUCGAGCCGCUCUCAGGCAGCCGCGGCUGGGUGUGCAACGAGAGCGAGAAAGAGGGGGCGAAUCAGCAAGGAAGGCGGCAUGAUAGGAAGCAGCAGCAGCAGCAGCAUGGCGGAACGGGCACGCUGCUGCUGCUGCCGCUGCUGUGGCUGCUUGCAGUGCUGCUUGUUGGAGUGCUGCUGCUGCUGCUGCUGCUGCUGGCAUUGUCACUGACCCGCUGCGAGCAGCCGUUGAUUCAACAGCUUCUCCUGUCUCCUCCCUCUCUUUCCUCCUCCUCCUCCUCCUCCUCCUCCUCCUCGGGCCCCUCCUGCCCCGUCUGCCACUCCUUCCUGCUCAACGCAGCAGUCAACAACCUCAAGUCAUGGCGCCUUCCCCCCUGCUGCAUACCCCACGUAGCGCACUACGUUUCUUCCGGCGCUUACCACACCGACCACGCUACCGCCAUCGCCGCUGCUGCUGCCUACUUUGGAGUGCCGCUAGGUAAAGGGCUUGGAGAUGAUUCAGUAGGGUGGGAGAGGAGGGGAGGCGGAGGUGAGGGGGAGAUGGUAGGGUUGGUUGGUGUUUUGGGGAGGAAAGGGGGGGAGAGGAAAGGCACCGUCGCAGCUGGUUGGGGGAACGAGGAGGGCUCAUGGGUGUGGGGCGAGGGGCAACCAGCGUCCAGAGGGUUUAGCAGGCAGCAUUUGGGGAAGAGUGUGAGUGAGAGUGAGAGUGGCAUGACACGGGGUGAUGAGGGGGAUGGGGAGGUGCAGAAGCGGAAGCAGAACCGGCAGGAGGUGGUGGUGUUUGACAUUGAUGAGACGCUGCUCUCCAACCUGCCAUACCUGGAGACACAUGGAUAUGGGUCGGAGCCAUACAACUCCUCCCAGUGGGCUGACUGGGUCCGCACCUCCUCCGCACCGCCACUGCCACCCGGCGUCGCGCUCGUCAGAGCCCUGCAGUCCAGUGCAAGCAGAGAUCACAUUCAUGGUUAUGGGCCUGCGAGCUAUGGGGAGGAAAGGCACAGGGAGGAGGGCAGCGAGGGCACGAGCGGGCUGAGCGCAGCGCUGGUGACGGGGCGGCCUGAGUCCCAGCGAGCUGCCACUGUGGAAAACCUGAGGCGGGUUGGUGUGACUCAAUGGAGGGUGCUCAUGAUGAGGCCUCUGGACGCAAAUGGCAAUGUGGUGCGGGAGACAGCAGUGGAGUAUAAGAGCAGGUGUAGGCGGGAAAUAGAGGGCAUGGGUAUGAAGAUUGUGGGAAGUGUGGGUGACCAAUGGAGCGACAUCACUGGCGAUGCCACUGGCGAUGGCACCUUCAAGCUACCAAGUCCUUUCUACUUCAUUCCUUAGCAUCUUUUGUAUUUUUUCUCAUCUCAAAAUUAAGAGAGCAAUUGUAGACGACAUUCCUUGUGAAGACAUGA
This is a messenger RNA of Closterium sp. NIES-67, 1533 nucleotides long. The record is from the annotation of a GenBank genome assembly. NCBI's taxonomy places the organism in Eukaryota, Viridiplantae, Streptophyta, Zygnematophyceae, Desmidiales, Closteriaceae.